Messenger RNA from Tribolium madens (black flour beetle), 812 nucleotides. RefSeq lists its product as uncharacterized. The record is from RefSeq and is a predicted model, not a curated record. NCBI's taxonomy places the organism in Eukaryota, Metazoa, Arthropoda, Insecta, Coleoptera, Tenebrionidae. Bases 61 to 774 code for a protein of 237 amino acids. The transcript is spliced from 5 exons. Gene Ontology annotation, molecular function: lipid binding.
GAAAACAUGUAUAGGUAUAUAAAUAAAUUUUGAUGUAACUAACUUGAUUAUAACUUCAAGAUGAAGCAAAUAAUAAUCCUGUUGUCCUUCUUGUUUGCUGGGGUUAUUUCGCAAGAAAAUAAUGUGGAGUACACUAUUGAUCCAUAUAUUUUUGAGGAUAUCAUCAACAGCACCAUAGAAAGUCUUAGGCCAAGUAUUCCCGAUCCUCUACAAAUCGACAAUCUUCCACUUUCAUUUCCAGAUGAUGAAACCGCUGUUAUAAAGGGAAAUGCCAGCGUUUCUAACUUGGAACUCACAGGAUUGCAAGGCUUUGAAGUGACAGCUUUACAUUUUGCCAUUAUUGGAAUGCGACUUAACUUCACAUUACUCCUUCCCAAAAUAGACUUUUUUACCGAUUACACUCUUAAUCUUUUGAUUGGUAAUAGUGUGCCUAUUUGGGGAGACGGCAACGUCACUCUUAACCUUGAAAAUGCCGAGAUUCAAGCUAGUGCACAAGUUAAUCUCACUGGAGGAAUUUCCGUGGAAAAUCUUCACAUACAAAUUACCCUAGGAAAUGCCACGCUUGAGCUACAUGGAUUUCUCGACGAUGAAGAACUGUGUUCGUUGAUUUCUGCAAUUUUCAAUGACUUGGUUACAAAGUUAAUUGAUGAACAGCAAAACCUAAUUUCCGAAAUCUUGAGUCCAAUUAUAGAAGCUGUUAUUAACUCUAUUUUGGCUAGUAUUCUUCAGACGACCACUGCUCUUCCUGAGAUUGUUACUAAUGGUUUGAAUUAAAUUUUUUGAAAAUAAUAAAAAGGGGAAAAGUCAUUAUA